UACAUCGCAGAUUUGUCAUUUCUAACAUUAUUUGAAUCAAUUCGCACCAUGUCACCAUUUGGAUAACCCGGUCAAAAUUUAAUAAGUAACAAUUUGCCAUCAUGUUAUGUGUGUGUGUGUGUGUAUUAAGUCCCAUUAUUCAUAUAUAUAACACAACAAAACAGCAAGAAUGAUUGCGGCAACUUAUAAUUGUGGCUGUCCAUCAAAACGGCUAGUAAGCCCAGUGAUCUCUGCAUCGAAAGAAAGCAUGAACAAGCAGUUUCUGAGCAGAAGCAAAUCAAAGAUGAAAAACCUUGAAAUAUGCGACAAGGAGCAAAAACCAACUGACACAGUUGUAUCUGAGAUUGUUAGAAAGCAACAGCCGCACAAAGAGAUCGAAGCUAUCUUCAAUGACAAUCGUGUCAUCAUCAGGAUAAAUAAGGAGACGAUCAGAGAGGAGUACGAUCCCGUAUGUGAAUGCAUUGGUCAAGUAGUUUCAAAAGAGUCGGCGUUGAGCCAAAGAAAGUGCGAUGACGGUUUUGUAUUCGAUAUGGCUCCUGGAAAUUUAGAACUCUGUCAUACUCCUCGAGAUGCGUCCGUGCCAUCGACAAAGAAAACCUGCGAGGAGGUAGGAUGUCGCACAGUCACGUUGUAUCCAAACGUAAAAGGCGAUAUCAAGAGUGCUCCUUAUCGUAUGGAGAACAGGGAAGUUAAAAAGUCAAAGAUGGUAAAACCAAUCGAUCUUGAAGAAAAUCCAAAUAUAUUCUUGUUGAGAAUUAGGAAACGCUGCGAGAGUGGCGAUAAAAGACAGACAAUCGAUUUUGAAUUCCGAGCACCGCGUCCAUGGCUACCAACGAAGAAGAAGGAUCUUCUUAAACCUGAGACAUUAGAGGAACAUGAAGAUGCUGUCAAGGAACAUGAAGAUGGUAUUGACAAGAAAUAUGAAGAUAUCGACAAGGAACAUAAAGAUGAGCAUAAAGAUGAGGAGCAUAAAGAUGAGAAGGAGCAUAAAGAUGACAUUGACGAAAUAAUUGAUGCUCGCAAGCAGAAUAACGAAUAAAAAAUAUUAAUUUUACAAUAAAAUACCAAAAUACU
Messenger RNA from Trachymyrmex septentrionalis, 1074 nucleotides. RefSeq lists its product as uncharacterized. Bases 170 to 1039 code for a protein of 289 amino acids. The record is from RefSeq and is a predicted model, not a curated record. The transcript has 2 exons. Lineage: Eukaryota; Metazoa; Arthropoda; Insecta; Hymenoptera; Formicidae.